AUGGUACUGGAACGCGCUAUUGCCCUAUGGAAAAGAAAUCAAUACGAAGAGUUAGGUUCCGCUCUGGGAUUUGCGAUAGCUGGAAGCUGCAUAACUGCUGGUGCUGCACUAGCUACUUGGUCAUUGAUUAAGACGGAUCUCAGCACAGAGCUUGUGCACUGCUCUGCUACCAACUCUGCCACUGCAUACAGGCUGCAGAUCCGAUCUUAUGUCCUGUGUGGAAUUAAUCUUGUUGCCUUGUUUUUCUCAGGACUAGUGUUUUUCUUCAAUGCAGCAGCUAUAAAAAGGAGAUAUGUCAAUUUGCGGUCGUCUUACCAACUUCAGGAGAACAUCAAUGUGAUUACCGUAAUCAUACCGCUAUCAGUAUUUCAAUCAAUCUGCCAUCUUUUACUUUCUAUCGGCGAUUAUACCAUAUUACACGUUGAUAUCGCCGCUAAUUUUGCUACUGUUAUUGAAAUUGUCGUCGAGGAAGCGAGCGACCAAACUUAUCACUAUUACGAAAACCCCAAGCGAGAACGAAACAUUUACCGCAUAUUCGAAAAUGUGGGCGGUUGUCGCAGUUAA
Cylicostephanus goldi is the source of this 564-nucleotide messenger RNA. The record is from the annotation of a GenBank genome assembly. NCBI's taxonomy places the organism in Eukaryota, Metazoa, Nematoda, Chromadorea, Rhabditida, Strongylidae.